Messenger RNA from Rubroshorea leprosula, 1666 nucleotides. NCBI's taxonomy places the organism in Eukaryota, Viridiplantae, Streptophyta, Magnoliopsida, Malvales, Dipterocarpaceae. The record is from the annotation of a GenBank genome assembly.
UACGAAAUCGCUGCCAAAACUCUAUUGUUUUCUUCUUGCGUCUGGACUGUUGCAUCCUUUUUGGAUUUCUACAUCAAUCUUUCAAGAUUGAGAUCAGGUAAUGUAUGAGUUUUGGUGAUUUAGUGAAAGUUACAAACUUUGAAGAGCUGUCUUCUGAAGAAACGGUGAGCGUUGGGGAAAGUGAGGAAGUGAGGGCAUUGGAGUAUGGUGAUGUGGGUAUAACCAGUGAGUCAUCUGAUUCGGAGAAGAUGGAGGAAGGGGUAGGAAGAAGUGAGAUGGUUGGGGUAGAGGGAGAUAGGGUUCCCGUUACUGUAGUAGAAGUGGAAGGUAGGAAUGAAAGGUGUUAUGAUAUAGAUGCAGACAUUGUGUCUGAGGCCUGCUGGGGUAGAGGAGAGGGCAUGAUCUGCACCUCGGGAUCAUUGGAUGCCCAUGGGGGUAGUAGAAAGGACAAGGGGUGUUUAAAUGAGGAUGAGGAGGAAGAGUUGGGGAAGUUGGUGAGGGAGGGAGCUAAUUUAGUUAACAUAAUGUACCUCACCAACGCGGAUUGUAUAGAGGUUGCUAAGCUCUAUGGGCCAAGCGCUUUGAGUGAAGCUGAGAUGGAUAAGUUUUUAAAUGCUGUUGGGGGGGUGGCCAUUCUAAAGAAAUCGAGGAAGAAGUCAAAGGCUUCAACUAAGGAGGGGAGUGAGGUGGGGACUGGGAAAGGGUUAGUGCUUAACACCUCGGCUAGAGUUGAGGAGGUGGGGCCUAGGCCGGAGCUGAAGAGGAAAGGCGGUGAGGAGUUGGGAGCACUGCAGAGAAAGAAAAAAGUGGUGGAGCAGGAGGCUAGGAGGAGCGAGAACAGUCUCUUUGAUGCGAAGAACACAACGGGGGCAAAAAGGUUUAUUAACACAACCUUCCCCGAAGAGGACAAGCAUCAAGCUAAGGAAGAGGUGCUAAAGUAUUGUGGGGCGAUUGUGGUGAAGCACGCUCUGGAGUGUGAGCAGCUGCAAAAGGAGAAGGAGGAGCUGGAGAAGAAGAACAAGGACAUGCAAGAGGCGCUGGAUGAGGUGGUAUCAGCAAUGAAGCAGCUUGAGCAGGAGAAGGAUUUUGAGAUGGAAGAGCACAUCAACAACUUCGUCAACUCCAGCUCGUUUGACAACAUUAUCAACCUCUACCGGCUGCCUACUACGAUCCUCGCCUUCACUGAUUGCAGAAAGAAGGUGAAAGCUGAAUAUCCCGAAGUGGAUAUAACGAAGAUCACCUUCGGCGAACAAGAGGAAAGGGUGGAGGAAAAUGGUGAGAGUAUGUUAGCAGACUUCCGUCUUGAGAUUAAACUGAGGUGGGAUCAUGAUGAGGAAGGGCGCACCGUUUUUCCCCCAAGCUUUGACUUCGAGUUUGUGGCAGUGGAGGAAGAAGAAGCAGAGGUAGAAGGUGUUGGAGUUGAGGAAAAUCAGCCACCUCUUCCAGUGGAGGUCCAUUCAAUUCCUUCUGACGAAGAGCAGCCACCUCAGCCAGCGGAGCAGCCACCUCUUCUAGCAGAGCGGCAGCCACCUCAGCCAUCACCCCUAGUAGCAUAAUUAGGAGUUUUUAUUUUUUGAUCUUUCUUUUUUACUAACAUUGAAACAAUUGAUAAUUUAAAUAGUUUGUAACUUGUAUUAUUUGAGUUUAAUAAAAAUUUUUGUUUUUG